AUGCCAUAUGUCUACUCAUUUGAGAACAAAAAUUACUGUUCCGCUAUUUUAUUAGAUAUUGUUCAAGCCUUCGACAAGGUCUGGCACACAAGACUCUUAUUAAAACUAAAAACAUUUCUUUCAGCCCCUUAUUUCAUAUUCUUUAAAUCUUAUCUAGAAAAUCUUCACAUUGUUACCAAAGUAGGCUCCGAAUUCUCCAACUUACCUCAUAUCCUAGCUGGUGUUCUCCAAGGCGCUAUUUCAUCUCUAAUUUUAUAUAAAUAUGCAGCAGACCAACAGACAUCAAAUCACACCUCCGUAGCCGAGUUCGCAGACGACAAAAUCAUAUUUACUUCUCACAUAGACCCACUUAUUGCCGGUCAAUAUUUACAAAAUCACCUUAAGGAUAUGAAAGAAUGGUACUCGAAAUGGAAGUUUAAAGUCAACAAUGAAAAAUGCUCCCAUAUGACUUUUAAGUUAAACAAAGGCAAUGUCCCUCCAAUAACGCUAUCCAACAAAAUAAUAAUACCGUCCUCCAAUGUUCGUUAUUUAGAAUUAAUAUUAGACAAAUGUUUUACCUGGGCCGAACAUGUCAAACAAAAAAUACUUUUGUUGAAUGCAUGA
Cinara cedri is the source of this 603-nucleotide messenger RNA. NCBI's taxonomy places the organism in Eukaryota, Metazoa, Arthropoda, Insecta, Hemiptera, Aphididae. The record is from the annotation of a GenBank genome assembly.